Messenger RNA from Eriocheir sinensis (Chinese mitten crab), 1413 nucleotides. RefSeq lists its product as uncharacterized. Gene Ontology annotation, molecular function: catalytic activity. Bases 349 to 1413 code for a protein of 354 amino acids. Lineage: Eukaryota; Metazoa; Arthropoda; Malacostraca; Decapoda; Varunidae. The record is from RefSeq and is a predicted model, not a curated record. The transcript has 3 exons.
AAUGGAAGUAUGAUAUAAUAGGCUUGACUGAGACACACCUGAGAGGCGACGUGCAGACUGAGGGGAGUGAGUAUGUGAUGAUUGGGAAGGGGCGAAAGAAACAGGAGACUAUGGGAGGAGGCGUAGCCUUCCUCCACCGCAAAAAUGAGAAUCUGAAGGUGGAAGAGCUAGAUGUAGGUAACAGUGCUAGCAGUGAAGAUGUUUUGGCCGUGAGUGUGGAAUGCAAGAAUAAAAAGGGCAGACUAGAAAGAGUAGUAAUGGUUGUUGUGUAUAUGACUGUAGAGGGUGAAAGAGCAGCAAGGGAAAACAGGGGAAAGUAUAAUAUCCUUAGAAAAGUUGUGAGAGAGCAUGCAGGAGAGAGUGAUUGUUAUGGGUGAUAUGAAUGCACAUACAGGUAUGUUAGGUGAACGUAUAAAUCGGAAUGGAGAAAUGCUAGCUGAGUUUGUAAGUGAAAUGAACUUAGAGAACCUGAAUGAAACUCUGGCUGAGGGACGUGUGACCUGGAGUGCAAGAAAUCAGGAGUCUGCGAUUGAUUAUGUACUGGUAAAUGGGAGAAUGCGCGAAUGUGUGUCUCGUAUGUGGAUAGAUGAAGAGGGAAUGAUUGAUAUUGUGUCUGACCAUAAUAUGUUGACCGUGGAGUGCGGGCUGAAUGAUAGAAAUGAAAUGAAAGAAAAGGACAGGAAGAAGAAGAAGUGGAGACUGAGAGAUGUAGGGUGGGAAAAUUUUCAGGUAGACUUGAGUGAAAGAAAUUGGGAGCCGGGUAAUUUGAAUGAUGUGGACGCUUUGAAUGAAAGGCUCGUAGAGAAUGUGAGAGGAGCUGCAGUCCAACAUGUAGGGUAUGUGAGAACAAAUGGUAGAAAGCGUGUAAGGAAACCGUGGUGGAACGAUGAUAUUAGGACAGCUAGGAAAGAACGAAAGAGACUAAAUAGACUGUGUAGACGAAUGAGGAGAAGGAGGCAAGAAAGCGAAGAAGCUGAGGGUGAAUAUCAGAAUGCAUGGGAAAGCUAUGUGAGACACCAACGACUGACAAAGCGGAAGAUCAUGAGUGCAAAGGUUCAGUGUGAAAGAAGUGUGAUUCAGACCCUGAGAGAGAAAGGGCUUGAUGGAGGUCGUGAGUGGUAUAGAUUCCUGAGAGAUGAGAGGAUGAGUGACAGUGAGAAUGUGGAAAGUCUGAAGGUGAAUGGUGAAAAAAUUACAGAUAAGGAGAAAAUGAGGGAGUCAAUUAGGGAGUUUUGGGAAGAAAUAGGAGGAGUAGGGGAAGUAUUUGGUGUGAGAGAAGGAUGUGUGACUAUGGAGAGGAAAGAUGCAAAUGAGCUGAAUGGAAGGAUCAGCAGGGAGGAAGUGGAGAGAUGUACUCUCCAGGGUAUUGCCGUGACCCCUAUAAUGAAUUAUGUAAUGGUGACCUUUGUGUAA